Molecule: messenger RNA, 1144 nt
Organism: Cyclopterus lumpus (lumpfish)
Lineage: Eukaryota; Metazoa; Chordata; Actinopteri; Perciformes; Cyclopteridae
Gene: nrarpa
Product: NOTCH regulated ankyrin repeat protein a
Exons: 2
Coding region: 674-1012 (112 amino acids)
Cellular component (GO): cytoplasm
Molecular function (GO): protein binding; enzyme inhibitor activity; phosphatase regulator activity
Source: RefSeq, a predicted model, not a curated record
UCUUUGGGACGGUAUUGUCAUGCAAAUAAAGGACGCGUAAAAUAUUCUCCCAGAGCGCAGCGCAGGGCAGAGACUCACACGGACCGCGCGGAGGACACAGACCGGGCCACACGGUGGAUUUGUAUCGUUUUCGUCGCUACGGACACAUCCAUCUGUCACAGACACCCUGGCCGCAUGAGCAGCGACAUAUAGCCGGGACGUGUUGCCAGGAAGCAUCAGGUCGGGCCGUUCAAGGAAAACCUGCGGAGACUUUCCAGUGGAGAUAGUGGUCAUUCUUCAUAUUUCCCCAAGUGAAGUCGGAGGUGUCUCUCUUCUCCAUCCCCAGCUAUAGGCUACCUGCUGCUGCUGCUGCUGCGGAGGGGGGACUACGUCCAGAGAGCACUGGAUCGCUUGAGAGCAUCCUUCUUAUGUUUUAGGGAUUUUAGGAUCUCUCAAAUAUUAACAUUUUUGCACACCAAGUGUGUUAUUUCAUCUCUUGUCCUUUUUGGGAUACAUACAGUGAUCAUUUUUUUUCUAUUUUAGUACAUAAAAGUGCCUUAAUAACUGGUUAUAAUCCAGUGUAACUGUGGCAUUGUCACCAGACCAGAGACGCGCAACAGGGAGAAGACGAUUAUUACCAGCUUUAGAGCCCAGGCAGGAUUACUGGUUCCCCACCCUCCAGCGAGCUGCAACCAUGAGCCAGGCGGAUGUGUCGACUUGCUCCGCGCCGCAGAGGGUUUUCCAGGAGGCGGUGAAGAAGGGCAACACCAAGGAGCUGCACUCUUUGCUGCAGAACAUGACAAACUGCGAGUUCAACGUCAACUCCUUCGGGCCAGAAGGACAGACGGCCCUCCACCAAUCUGUCAUUGAUGGCAACCUGGAGCUGGUAAAACUGCUGGUGAAGUUUGGCGCAGACAUCCGACUGGCCAACAGGGAAGGGUGGAGCGCUUUACACAUCGCCGCCUUCGGUGGCCACCAAGACAUUGUGCUAUACCUCAUCACCAAGGCCAAGUACUCCUCUGGCGCCCGGUGAUCUGUCUCUGCUGUCAGGUAAAAUAAGAAAAUAAAAAAUAACAACAAGUGGAAAAAUAAAGCUGCAACACACGGGAAAGCCAGGCUCUUGAAAAAAAAGCAACAAAAAAAAACUGCCAUCAUCUACAUAGUU